AUGGAAGACUCAGAGCCAGAGAAGAAGCGUCCCAACUUGAACUCCGUGUCGCCCACCAUGGCCCGGAACUCCUCCUCUUCGCCGAACAGCAACCAAAACGUCGAUGCAGCUGUUCUCCAGUACCAGAAUCAAAAACUUGUUCAGCAGUUAGACAUUCAGAAGCAUGAGUUGCAUGAUCUUGAAGCCAGAAUUGAAGAAUUUAGAGACAAACAAACUGCUUAUGACGACAUUUUAAUUACAGUGAACCAGCUCUGGAAUCAGUUGAUUGAUGAUUUGAUUCUGCUUGGAGUACGAGCUGGGGGUGGCCAAGUUUGUUUACAAAUGUUGGAUCAUGAAAACUGUUCUGGAGGUUCAAUUCCCUCUUGUCCACCAGAGGAGAUGUUUCUUUGCAGACUACUAGAGGCAAAUUCUAUUGAAAGCUUUGGAAAUGAUGGAAUUGUUGAAUAUGUUGAGGAAUCUCUCACUUCACGCCAUUCAUCUACUAUGGAGUUGAUGAAAUUUCUUGAAGAAACCAUUAAUGUUCAGAGGAAAAAAACUGAGAAUAUAGCCCAGGCAUUGUUUGGAAAGCUGUCUGCAGAAGAUGCCAUCAUACGAUUGUCUAAAAUUGAUGACAUGAUGGAGAUGGAGGCAAAAAAUAUGCGAGGGGUCAUUGAUGUCUUGCACUUGAAACAUAAUGAAUAUGCUCAAUGGAUUCAAACUUACAUAACCAACCUUUCGAUGGAUCAAUCUGAGAUUAAGUGCCUAGCAGGUGAGUUGGAAGAGAUUAUGGCUGAACUUGAAGAAAGUAGAAGAAAGCUGAUUAAUCUGAAAAUGCAGAAGGAUGCAGCAUCUGGGGUUCAGACUCCUAUCCCUGGUGCAGUUAAUGGAAAGUUGUCACCUGAAAAGCCUUCGGAUAGGUCGAAGGGUUUUCGUGAAUUGAAGGAGUCAAUGGAAGAAACAAAGAUGCUUGCAGCUGACCGACUCUCUGAGCUUCAAGAUGCACAGGAAGAAAAUAUAGUCUUAUCAAAAGAGUUGGAACACCUUCAGGAUGAACUUAAGGAUGACAAGCAUGUACGCUCAUCACGUCUGUACUCUUUGGUUACUGAUCAGCUGCAACACUGGAACGCAGAAGUGGAACGAUACAAAGCACAGACAGAUUCGCUGCAGGCUGACAUGCCUUUUGUCUUGAGGCGGGAAGCGGAAGUGAACGCUAAAAUAGAGUCUGCAGAUGCAGCAAGAAAUACUAUUCACAAUCCUGAGUCUAGAAUUGAAGAGCUGGAGCUUCAGCUGCAGAAAUGUAUUAUUGGAAAAAAUGAUACUCAAAUUGAAAUGGAAGAAGCUGGCCAGGAUUCAGGGAGAAAGGAUAUCAAAGAAGAGUUUCGUGUAAUGGCGUCAGCUUUGUCUAAGGAAAUGGAAAUGAUGGAAGCUCAGUUGAAACGCUGGAAACAGACUGCUCAUGAGGCAGUUUUCCUGCGGGAUGAGGCUCAAUCACUAAAAUCUUUGCUGGGAGAAAAGGUAAAUGAACAAAAAUGCUUAGCAGACAGAUGUGACAAACAGAUGAUGGAGAUCAAGUCUCUGAAAAUUCUGAUUGAGGAGAUGCAGAAAGAAAAACUGGAGCUUCAAAUAAUCUUGGACAUGUAUGGAAAGGAAGGUUCUGACAAUAGAGAUCUGCUGGAAAUAAAAGAGUCUGAACGAAGAGCUCACUCACAAGCUGAAGUUUUGAGGGAUGCUCUGGAUGAACAUAGUUUAGAGUUGAGAGUGAAAGCUGCUAAUGAGGCUGAGGCUGCUUGCGAACAAAGACUUUCUGCUACUGAAGCUGAGAUAGCUGAAUUGAGAGCCAAACUGGAUGCUUCUGAGCGGGAUGUUUUGGAGCUGACAGAAGCUAUUAAAAUUAAAGAGGGAGAAGCAAAUGCAUAUAUUUCUGAAAUGGAGACCAUUGGUCAAGCAUAUGAAGAUAUGCAGACACAACACCAAAAUCUACUGCAGCAGGUGACUGGGAGGGAUGAAUAUAAUAUCAAGCUUGUUUCUGAGAGUGUGAAGACGAAGCAGGCACUCAGCUUUCUACAUUCUGAGAAACAGACACUAGCAAAGCAACUUCAGCAAGUUAAUGCGUCGGUUGAAUCUUUCAAAACGAGGAUAGCUCGCUCAGAGGAGCAGAUGAAAGUUGUCAUGACGGAGUCAAUCAAAUCUACUGAAGAAGAUAGACAUCUCUCAAUCGGCCUUGAAGCUGCAAGGUGGGAAUUGAUGGAUGCUGAGAAGGAGAUGAAGUGGCUAAAAUCUGCUGUUGCUUCUUCUGAAAGGGAAUAUGAGCAGCUCAAGCGGAACACAGAUAAAUUCCAAACCGAACUAAACAGUGAAAGAUCUGAACGGGAAAAGCUCGAGGAAGAGCUUAUGGAAUUGAAUAGGGAGAUGGCUGAUUUGCGCUCUGAAAGUGGCGAGGCAGCAAUCCAGAAACUCCAGGAUGAAAUUAAGGACUGCAAAGCUAUUCUCAAAUGUGGUGUGUGUUUUGACCGGCCAAAGGAGGUGGUAAUCUUGAAAUGCUAUCAUCUGUUCUGCAAUCAAUGCAUCCAAAGGAAUUUAGAGAUCCGUCAUCGGAAAUGCCCUGGCUGUGGAACUGCAUUUGGACAAAAUGAUGUCCGGGCUGUGAGAAUAUGAAGGUCCAUUCCAUUAUUAUGUGCAGGCAUAUGACUGAAUUACAUCCGACAACGUGCUGUAGUUGGUUAUACUGGAGGCCAACAAUGAAGCAUCAGUUCUUGAUGUCUUCAGAACUCCGGUUGUAACUAAAAAUAAAGAAAGAAAAGGGGAGGGACUAGGAGAGUGUGAGGAAAGGGUAGGCUUUGUACAUUCAACCCAUACAAAUUUGUUCCAUGAGCCGCAUCACUGGUUUCGGCCAAAGGCUGUGUGGGUUGUUGUGGUUGGGCCUAUGAUAAAAAAAAGAAGGGCGAAAGGCCCAAAAAAAUAUGAAAAAGAAAAGAGGCGAAAAAAAUAUAUUAACUACUCAAAAGGGUCAAUACCAUGAUUACCAUCCCAGUUAUCCCAAUAGACUCUUGAUUUUGUUUUUAUUAGUGAGUGAUCAAAUGUUGCACCUAAUUUGAUUUAACUGCCUCUGAAUUUGUUAUUGGUUGCUCAAA
Molecule: messenger RNA, 3110 nt
Organism: Tripterygium wilfordii
Lineage: Eukaryota; Viridiplantae; Streptophyta; Magnoliopsida; Celastrales; Celastraceae
Product: E3 ubiquitin-protein ligase BRE1-like 2
Exons: 19
Coding region: 1-2634 (877 amino acids)
Cellular component (GO): HULC complex; nucleus
Molecular function (GO): ubiquitin protein ligase activity; metal ion binding
Source: RefSeq, a predicted model, not a curated record